This is a messenger RNA of Papaver somniferum (opium poppy), 1032 nucleotides long. RefSeq lists its product as uncharacterized. The record is from RefSeq and is a predicted model, not a curated record. The coding region runs from base 1 to 1032 and encodes 343 amino acids. The transcript has 2 exons. Lineage: Eukaryota; Viridiplantae; Streptophyta; Magnoliopsida; Ranunculales; Papaveraceae.
AUGAGUCAGCGUAACCAGCAAAAUAAUUCCCAAGCUAUUAGUAACUUAGAGACUCAAAUAAGUCAACUUUCAAACCGGCUAAAUGAUAGGGAGAACGGGACAUUUCCUAGCCAAACGACUCCAAAUCCUAAAGGAGUUAACCAGGUUAAUGGAUUGGGUAGUUAUAACCACAAUGAACACGUCAAAUCAGUUAUCACCCUUAGGAGUGGUAAAACUCUAGAGAACUCGGUAGAACCACCUAAGGACAGUAGUCUAGCUGAAAAGGAGGCUGAAGUUGACCAAACUUCGUCUAAAGACCUUAAUGGGCCUGAGAAUGCUAAGAGUCCAAGUGAGGAAGAUAUCCCUGAGAGAGUGUACAUACCACCCGCUCCAUUUCCUCAGAGACUCGCUAAGAAAAAGCCUAGUACAUAUGUUGAAAUCCUAGACAUCUUUAAGCAAGUUAAGAUCAACCUCCCUUUAUUAGAUGCAAUAAAACAUGUACCUGCUAUGGCCAAGUUCCUAAAAGAGAUGUGCAUUGUCAAGAGAGACGCGAGUGUCCAUAAAAAAGGCAUUUUUGACCCAACAAGUAGCCAAAAGAUAGAAAAUGCUUUGUUAGAUCUUGGGUCUAGUGUGAAUCUUUUACCAUUCUCGGUAUACGAACAACUUGGACUAGGGGAGAUGAAACCAACUAGGAUAACACUACAGUUAGCCGAUAGGCCAGUCAAAAUCCCACGUGGAAUUAUUGAAGACGUUUUGGUUCAGGUAGAAAAAUUUAUCUAUCCAGUUGACUUUGUGAUUUUGGACACUCAACCUGUCUCUAGUCAAGAUAUCAAUAUCCCAAUAAUUCUAGGUCGUCUGUUUCUAGCCACUGCGAAUGCAGUCGUACAUUGUCAAACUGUCCUAGUAGAAUUUUCAUUUGGGAAUCAGAAAAUCUCAGUGAACGUUUUUAAGGCGUUACAAGCCCCACCGGACCCUGAACACUAUGAGUUUAUAUGCAUGAUUGACUCUCUAGUUGACAAUACUUUACCACUAAUAGUGUUAGCGAUCCUUUAG